This is a messenger RNA of Pelmatolapia mariae (spotted tilapia), 3612 nucleotides long. Its product is annotated as chitin synthase chs-1-like. The record is from RefSeq and is a predicted model, not a curated record. The transcript has 21 exons. Gene Ontology annotation, molecular function: chitin synthase activity. NCBI's taxonomy places the organism in Eukaryota, Metazoa, Chordata, Actinopteri, Cichliformes, Cichlidae. Gene Ontology annotation, cellular component: cell septum; cell periphery. Bases 1 to 3612 code for a protein of 1203 amino acids.
AUGGAGGAGCAAAGAGAUUUACCAAAGAGGCCAUGGGACACCUGUCAAGAAGUCCCAAUCAUUGAAGAUGAACAGACACCGUGGAAAAUGAUCAAACUGCUGAAGAUGAUCUCUUUGUUUGCUGUAGCUUUUAUUGUGUUUGGAUCAGCGUUAUGUAGCAAGACGUCUUUCCUCCUCCUAAUCACGUUGUCCAAUGAAGGCACAAAGACUCUCCCUCCUGAACAGAAACCUGUUGCACUGCUGUGUAUCGGCUGCUCUCUCAUCGCCUCCAGUGUUCUUUUCUUUGAGUUUCUGGUUUCUGCAGGUGCAUCAAUUCUCACCAUCAUGGCGAUGCCACACUUGGACAUUGUGACCAAUGUGACAAUAUUCAACGGAGUAGCUGUCAUCUCUGCAAUCCUACAGCUGGUCGCUCAGUGUUCUGCCAAACAAACGAAACACUUCCUGAUGCCUUGCAUCUUUGGUUUAAUCUUUAUUUUGAUUGGUUAUGUCCUGUUUGUUCUUCUAUAUAUCAUGAAGGAUUCUUCUGAUAACAAGAUGAUCAUCUGGGUGGGGCUAGCUGUUGGAGGGUCCAUUUUGGUGUCUUUCAACUGGUGGGAAAACUACUUUCAAAUAAUCUCAGACAACAGCAGCUCCACUUUCCUCGGGAACCUUUGCAAAGACAUAACAAAGUGCCAGAACAUACUGCAAAUCUUCUCCAGCUUCAUCAGGAUUGUUGUGACUGCCUGUGUAAUUGGGGCCUAUGUCCCUCUAGCCAAAAUGGACUGGAGCAUUCUGACCUCCAUCCCAAGCCGUGAGACAAGCAUUAUAGCCAUCAUCAUUGGGGUCCAGCUGGUCUCCUCAGCAGUCUGCCACUGGUUUGCCUUGGUAGCCUGCAAGAUGCAUGCUCUGCGGCGAUGCUUCAUCCUUCCUCUAUACCUGGCCUCUCUGGCUGUUUUGGCUCUGCUGGUCAUUCCAGUUAUUGUUUACUAUCAGGACUACAGAGCAAGCCUGAAUGGAACAGCAAACAUCAACUUCACAGACUACUGUAAGGUGGCUGUUGAUGGAAGAAACCAAAACCUGAAAGACAGUGUGCUUCCAUGUAUGGUGCUGGAUGUUACAUACACUCUGUGUUUCCUUGACAUGUCCAAGAUAGCUGACAUUGGCAUACUCACAGGUACGGCACUGUUCUGGUGGAUUGGUCUUGUGUUGGUAACCCUACAUCUCUGGAAGCUCAAUGUGCACCGAAUACAGCGGACUCAAGACUUGUUCAUCAGGAGGUUGUAUGAGGGAGCCUUUAUUGAACAGUCCCUUCUCCUUAACACCAGAUUUGACAUCCACACUAAGGAAACAAUAAGAAAACUGGACAAGUACAGACCAAAAGAAGACCCAAAGAUCAACGAUUUCACCUUUGAAGCGCAAAUCUACUUUGAUGAUGCGUUUGAACAUGUUGAGGAGAGUUGCCAUCUGAAUGAAUACGCAAAGAAUCUCGUACAAGUUAUUCAAGAGGUUUAUGGCAUCUUCAAGAACGCUGAACAAAAGUUCUUCAGAAAGAAGCAGCAAGUUCCUGAUCAGAAAAUUAUACAGACGCCAUAUGGAGGUCGUCUUAUUGUCAACAUGCCUCAAGGAAACAACAUUGUGGUUCACUUCAAGGAUAAAGAACGCAUCCGUCACAAAAAGAGAUGGUCUCAGAUAAUGUAUCUUUACUAUCUCCUGGGCUGGAAACUCAUGACCAAAUAUUACAUUCAGAAGCACAACACCUACAUCUUGGCUUUGGAUGGGGACACUGACUUCCAGCCUGCUUCCUUGAUGUUGCUUAUUGACCGUCUCAGAAUAUACCCUUGCGUUGGGGCAGCAUGUGGUAGGAUACAUCCCACUGGAUCAGGUCCUGCUGUCUGGUUCCAAAAGUUUGAGUAUGCUCUCAGUCACUGGCUGCAGAAGACAGCAGAGCACGUCAUUGGCUGCGUUCUGUGUAGCCCUGGCUGCUUCAGUCUGUUCAGAGCAGAGGCCCUAAUGGAUGACAAUGUGAUGAAGACGUAUUCUACCAAGUCCACAGAGGCAAGGCACUACAUCCAGUAUGACCAAGGUGAGGACCGCUGGUUAUGUACUCUGCUACUAAAGCAGGGAUGGAGAGUCGAGUACAAUGCAGCUUCUGAUGCCCAUACCAAUGCACCAAUGGACUUCAAGGAACUCUACCAUCAGCGCCGGCGAUGGGGGGCUUCAACAAUGGCCAACAUGGUGGAUCUGCUGGGUUCCACAAAAAUUAUUUCCAAGAGGAAUCCAUCCAUAUCAAAACCCUUCAUGUUUUAUCAGUUUUUUGGUAUGAUUUCAGCCAUCCUUGCACCUGCCACCAUCUGUCUUUUGAUUGCAGGUAGUUUAUCCUUCGUUUUGAACAUCAAUUCUGCUGCUGCUCUUGUCAUAUCUGUGAUACCUCCAGCCAUCUACCUGGGUCUUUGCUUCAAGCUCAAGUCAGACACUCAAAUUACCAUUGCCGCAAUCUUGGGUGUCUGUUAUGCAUUCCUUAUGUUGCUAGUGACAAUUUCUAUUAUUGGAUCAAUGGUUAAAGCGAAAACCAUCCUGACACCCAGCAGCAUUCUCAUCAUCUCCAUGUCCAUCAUUUACAUAAUCACUGCAGCAAUCCAUCCUCAGGAAUUUCAUCUGCUGUUCUAUAGCUUUCCCUACAUAAUCUGCAUCCCCAGCGCCUACCUUCUGCUCACCAUCUAUUCCAUGGCCAAUAUGAACAAUGUGUCUUGGGGCACCAGGGAGACAAAACCAGCUGCUGGCACAGCCCCACCUCCAGCUCUCACACCACAAAUGAAAACACAAAAAGCCAAAGGCAUUUUCCAACAGCUCUUCUCAUGGGUCAAAUGCUGCAAAAAAGUCAGCCAGGGAAUUCAAGUUGACCAGCUCAGUGGGAGCCAGGACAACACAGCCCAAGAGCCUGAGCAGCUUGAAGCUGAAAACACUAUUGUGGAAAACAUAACCAUCACAGAAGCAGAACAGGGGCAAUUAAAACGCAACAUUCAAUCAGGCUGGAUUGAAAAGCUCCAGAGUUUGUCCAGUGACCUGACAUUUGAAGAGGACUCACUCGACCAGGAGGAAAAGAAAUUCUGGGAAGAACUUCAAAAGAAGUAUCUUGAACCUCUGCCUGAUGACAAAGAAAACCAGAAAAAGAUGGCCAAUGAGCUGCGAGACCUGAGAAACAAAGUCAACUUUGUCUUCUUCAUGUUAAAUGCCUUUUGGCUGGUGGCAACCUUCAUCCUCCAGCUCUUCAGUGACACAUUAUCUAUCAAGAUCCCAAAGUUAAACAUUCAGUUCCAGAAAACAGGAGAUGAUAUCCAAAUUGAUCCAAUUGCCUUCAUGUUUAUUUUGGGAUUUGCAGUUUCAGUUGUGAUCCAGUUCCUUGCGAUGCUAUACCACAGGAUUCACACCCUCAUCCAUUAUGUAGCUAUUGUGGACACAGAACCCAAAGCGAUGAAGAAACUUGAAAAACAGAAGUCAUACCUGCAAGGCAAAAGGCAUAGCUCCAGCUCUAAUGCAGACUCAAGCUACAGCUCCAUGAAGGACUUUGAGACUGAGGACAGCGAUGUUGAGUCAGAGGUCACCAGAAAGGCUCAUGAAGAAGAUGCAGUAUAA